AUGGCCAGCCACGUUGGCACACACGCAAAAAAACACAUGCUUGCAUACAUGAUGAUAAGGUUUCGUCGUAUUCUAGGUCUUCUCUUCCGAAGCAUGCACGUGUAUUCGGCUCAUUUUGACAAUACUUCCGCUGGCCGAAGCCCACCUGGGCGAGGCUCGAAUGCCGGUUGUUUCACACUCGUGGACGUAGCCUCUACAACGGCAUUUGUCACAUCUUCGUAUGAAGUUCAACACACUUCUGGCUCUCUUCUGGUGCACAAUGGACGAAAAGCAACCGGGGCCUCAGCAUCACAUCUGCUCGGAAGAGGAUGCGCCUAUUCGAUGUCCGGCCAUCCCAACGACUCGGACCAUACCGCGAGAAUCGGCUGA
Messenger RNA from Protopolystoma xenopodis, 369 nucleotides. NCBI's taxonomy places the organism in Eukaryota, Metazoa, Platyhelminthes, Monogenea, Polystomatidea, Polystomatidae. The record is from the annotation of a GenBank genome assembly.